ACUCGCUCUCCCCUGUCUCAGCCCCGCGCCGCCACCCCCCGCAGCCUUUCCUCCGCGCCGCCACCCUCCCGCAGCCUCUCCUCCCCGGCGCCCACCUCCCGCACCCUCUCCCCUCCGGCAUGGGCUUCCAUACCUAGCUGCGGGUGGCGGCUACCUGGCAGCGGGCGACGACCAGGCAGAGGCGCGGCGGGAGAGGAAGGAGGGACGACCAGGCACAGGCACAGGCGCGGCGGGUUCCAGGCACAGGCGCAGCAAGAUGGCCAACAAGAUGAACAAAAGAAAAAGGAUGGCUAGGGGAGCUGCUGUUUUUGUAGCACUAGCUGCAAUGGCAGUCGCUGUUCGGGCUAUAAUAAAGAAGAGAAGACCACGUAUUACCUAUGGCCCAAUGCACGAAAGAGAUCGAAUCAGAUACGAUUAUCUAAACCAAAAAUUUUGGCAAAGCGAUGUCUUAUGUAAAAACAUGCUAAGGUUUGAAAGAGCUGCGUUUUUCAAUUUGUGUGCUAUAAUGAGGGACUGCAAGUUGCUAGAAGAUAGUCCACAUGUUAGCGUCGAGCAACAAUUAGCAAUGUUUUUGCAUACAGUUGGGCAUAACCUUCGGAAUAGGGUGGUGUCAGCCAAUUUUUGUAGAUCAUAUGGCACAACUAGCAUCUAUUUUAGAAAGGCUCUUCAUGCCAUAGGCGAGCUUCGUAAUGAUUAUAUACAGCCACCAUCAUUGGAGACCCCAACAAAAAUUGAAGGAAAUCAUCGAUUUGAUCCCGGUGAGGAUCACGAGCCCUCGACGCCUCCCACCCGGAGAUUUCGCUCCAAUUCCAAAUCCCGGCCCGCAGAAAGCAGUCCAGAUGUCUGAUCCCUCGGAGCCCUCGAAAGAAGGUUCGUCAGCCAAUGGUUCGAGUGCUCUCCAAAAAACUGGAGCAUGGAGUAGCAUAUUGAGCACUCUUGUCCAGCAAGCUUCAGUGUAUGGCUUGGCUGUUGGUUAUUGCCUGUCAGCAUCUUUGCUCUCCAUUAUCAACAAAUGGGCAAUCAUGAAAUUCCCGUACCCUGGGGCAUUGACAGCUCUACAGUACUUGACUAGUGUUGUUGGAGUUCUCCUAUGUGGACAAGCAAAGCUUAUUGAGCAUGAUGGCCUUAAUUUCACAACCAUGUGGAAGUUCUUACCUGCUGCUGUGAUGUUUUACAUCUCCAUCUUCACAAACAGCGAACUCUUGCUGCAUGCCAAUGUGGACACUUUCAUUGUCUUUCGCUCUGCUGUGCCGAUAUUUGUGGCCAUUGGAGAGACAUUGUACCUUCACCAACCAUGGCCGUCAUUCAAGACAUGGCUUUCACUAUCCACCAUACUCGGUGGAAGUGUGAUCUACGUUUUCACAGACAACCAGUUCACUGUGACUGCUUAUAGCUGGGCAGUGGCCUACCUAGCAAGUAUGUCCAUUGAUUUCGUAUACAUCAAGCACGUUGUCAUGACAAUUGGCCUGAAUACAUGGGGCCUUGUGCUCUACAACAAUCUUGAGGCUUUGAUGCUGUUCCCCAUUGAGCUCUUUAUAAUGGGAGAGUUCAAUCAGAUGAAGGUCGACAGCUCUAAGAUGACAAACUGGCUGUCAUUCGACGUGAUUCUUCCGGUUGCUUUGUCGUGCAUUUUUGGCUUAGCAAUAUCUUUCUUUGGGUUCUCUUGCAGACGGGCUAUCUCAGCUACUGGAUUUACGGUCCUUGGUAUAGUAAACAAGCUCCUCACUGUGGUGAUCAAUCUGCUUAUCUGGGAUAAGCAUUCAUCCCUUGUGGGAACAAUUGGGCUGCUGAUCUGCAUGUCUGGUGGCGUUCUGUACCAGCAAUCCACCACAAAGACCAAGGCACCAAGUGUUGAGCCGAAGAAAGAGAAUGACGAGGAAGAACAGAAGUUGCUUGAGAUGCAGCAAGGGUGUGAGAUCAGUUCAACUGAAGAGCAUUCGUCAUAAGCCUCAUCGCUGAAGUUUGUUAUUGUUACUUCACUUCCGGCAACAGCUUCCGUGGACCGUUGGAAAGAAAUGUUUGGCUACAGGGCAUAGUUGACAUUAGAACCUUGCAAUGCUGAAGCAUUAGGAAAUGCAGAGUAACAUGAGUAUCAUUCUACGAUUCUUUUGUUAUUGUUUAUCGUUUCGUUUUUAAGAGAGAAUUGCUGAGCUGUAGGGCCUAACCCCUGAAUGCUGAUUGUAUACAGUAGCCCUUCUCUUAUUUAGUUAUUUGUCAUUUCUCUUUCUUUUCUUUAGUUUUAGCAGUAGCAGGUGGCACCUUGUGUGCACAUAUUGUAUGUUCGUACUGUAUUGGGCUACCUUUCUGGCGAGCCAUCACCGCAUGCAAUGCUGUUUUUGGUUCAUUUUGA
Hordeum vulgare subsp. vulgare (domesticated barley) is the source of this 2350-nucleotide messenger RNA. RefSeq names its product GDP-mannose transporter GONST3-like. NCBI's taxonomy places the organism in Eukaryota, Viridiplantae, Streptophyta, Magnoliopsida, Poales, Poaceae. Gene Ontology annotation, molecular function: antiporter activity; GDP-fucose transmembrane transporter activity. Gene Ontology annotation, cellular component: Golgi apparatus. The coding region runs from base 690 to 1946 and encodes 418 amino acids. The transcript is spliced from 3 exons. The record is from RefSeq and is a predicted model, not a curated record.